GUAUUAAGCCGGGCUUCCCAACAUAGAAUCGUCCCACUUCAGACACACACACGAGAGAGAGAGAGAGAGAGAGAGUCUGCAGACUGCGGAGCAAUACAGCAAAUAGGACUUCCCCAAGUUCAGCAACUCCAACCCAGUCUAUUCCUGUCUCUCAGCUCCAACCUCCGACUGCAGGAAUUCCCUAUCUGCACAGAUUCAUUCAUGCACUUGUGAGUCCAGCGAGCGAAUAUGAAGAGUAGGCUAUGCCUAGCAGUUGCUGCUGUCUUCGCAGCUGUAUUUGCUGCCUCAGUGGAAGCUCAAGUGGAGCCUCCUUCACAGCUGAAGUUUAAAAUUUUAACUGAAAGUAGUGUUCAAAUGACGUGGAAACGAUCGCCCAGCAGAAUAAAAGGCUACAGAUUAACGUUAGCACCCACGACAGCUGGACCAGCAAGGGAAAUUAUAUUGUCCCAGCGUGAUGGCAAAACCACGUUAACAGACCUAGUUCCUGAUGUGGAAUAUGUGGUGACGUUAAUUGCCUUUGACCAGUCGUCAGAAAGUGUACCAGUCUAUGGACAACUCACAAUUCAGUCAGGUCGCAUACCGACUAAACGACCAAAGAAAAUAGAAGAUCUUUCUCAAAGGUGCUCAGCCUCUGCUGUUGCUGAUUUGGUUUUUCUGGUUGAUGGAUCAUGGAGCGUGGGGAGGGCAAAUUUCAAGAAAAUCAGAGAAUUCAUCUACUCUCUUGUUUCUGCAUUUGACAUUGGAGAAGAUCAGACCAGAGUUGGAAUUGUGCAGUACAGUUCAGAUACAAGGACAGAGUUCGACUUAAACAGUUACAGCCGGAAGCCAGAGCUACUGAAUGCAAUUACUAAUCUCCCUUACAAAGGAGGAAAUACUAUGACUGGUGAAGCCAUUAAUUACUUGGUACAGAACACCUUUAGCGAAACUGCUGGAGCAAGAAAAUCCUAUCCCAAAAUAGCAGUCAUCAUCACAGAUGGCAAGUCCCAGGACCCUGUGACAGAAAGCGCUGAAGCUCUACGCAAUAUCGGGGUUGAAAUAUUUACAUUGGGUAUAAAAGGAGCAGAUUUGGAAGAAUUGGAACUCAUCGGCUCCCGUCCCUUAAACAAACAUGUUUUCAAGGUGGCGGACUUUGACAAGAUUCAGGACGUCCAAAAUGAAAUAAUUAACCUGGUGUGUUCUGGCAUUGAGGAACAACUCAGUGAUAUCGUGAGUGGGGAGGAAGUGGUCGAAGCACCUUCCAAUUUGCAAGUCUUGGAGAGUGCGUCAAAAUUCUUGAAGAUUACCUGGGAUUCAUCACCUGGUCAGAUCACUGGCUAUAGAAUCCACCUCAUUCCCAUGGUGACAGGCGUCCAGGAGCAAAGCAUCAACGUUGAUUCCGACACCAGGACUGCAGUAGUCAAAGACCUCACUCCUGAAACCGAGUACCAGAUUAAUCUGUAUGCCAUGAGAGGGCUGGCAUCCAGUGAGCCUGUUACAAUAAUGGAAAAGACAAAGCAUGUUGAGGUGUCAGUUGAAUGUACCUUGGAUGCCAACACACAAGCUGACGUUGUCCUAUUGGUGGAUGGCUCCUAUAGCAUUGGCCUGAGCAACUUUGCCAAAGUCAGGGACUUCCUGGAAACCUUGGUCAAGACGUUUCAGGUUGGUCCCAACAGCAUCCAGAUUGGUCUCGUUCAGUACAGCCGGGAUCCCUAUACGGAGUUUACUCUCAUGAAACACUCGACGCUGGAGGAUGUGGUGCGGGCUGUGCGCACUUUCCCCUACAGGGGUGGCUCCACCAACACUGGCAGGGCCAUGACUUAUGUGAGGGAGAAGAUCUUUGUCCCAGAGAGGGGGGCCAGGCUCAAUGUGCCACAUGUGAUGGUGCUGAUCACGGACGGCAAAUCCUCUGAUGCCUUCAAGGCCCCCGCCUUGAAGCUGCGAGACGCAGGUGUGGAGAUCUUUGCAGUGGGAGUCAAAGAUGCAGUGUUUACUGAGCUGGUGGCCAUUGCCUCGCCUCCCGAAAACAAUCACGUGUACCAGGUGGAUGACUUUGACUCCUUCCAACGAGUGUCAGCGAAGCUCAAACAGACCUUGUGCCUCAGGAUUGAGGAGGAGGUGAAAGCCAUCAGAGCGCGAGCCUUCACAUCGGCCGCAGAUCUGAGGACCUCUGAGGAAACCUCACAUAGCUUCCGAGUGAGCUGGACAGGAGCUGGCCCAGAUGUCCUGGCGUACUUGUUGAGGUAUAAGGUGGCAGUGGGCGGUGACUUCAUUUCCAUCCAAGUGCCUGCAGACCAAACAACCAGAGUCCUGACUGAACUUCUGCCUGAAACUACCUACUUGGUCAAUGUGAUAUCAGAAUAUGCUGACGGCAACAGCCUUCCUCUAGAAGGAGAGGCUACCACCCUUGAAGAGUUCGGAUCACCGAGUAACUUGGAGGUAUUUGAUGAAACCGCGGAUAGUUUCAAGGUCAGCUGGACAGCUGCUCCAGGGAGUGUUCUUCGAUACAGACUAGAGUACAGCCCAGUCAUUGGCGGGGAGAGAAAGGAAUUGACUGUUGGAGGGCUGGAGACAAGGACAACCCUAGGCAAUCUGCUCCCUGACACAAAGUAUUUGGUGAAGAUUGUACCCGAGUAUCGAACUCUUGUUGGUCACCCGCUCACUGGGCAAGGCACCACUAAAGAAGUGCGUGGUUCUCCUGGUAACCUUGUGACAGGAAAUGUCACGUCAACCACAGUCGACGCUUCAUGGACCUCAGCUCCAGGCAAUGUGUACAAUUAUCGUAUCACCUGGAAAUCUCUCUAUGAUGAUGAUAGUGGAGAAAAGCAGGUCCCUGGGUACAGAACAGAAACAACAUUGGAGAAUCUGCAACCAGAAACCAAAUACCAGAUCAUGGUCUAUGCUUCAUAUGGCAGUGGGGAAGGAGAUCCCCUUGAGGGAAAGGAAACUACAGAUGCUACACCAGAGGCCAAGAAAGUGAUCAUAUCAGACGAAACGGUCAGCACACUCCGUGUGAAAUGGCAUCCCGCUCCAGGAAGUGUGGUGACCUACAGACUCUCUUACCGGCCUGCCACUGGAGGCAGGGCCAUUGCCACCAAGGUUCCCUCUCACCUGACCAGCACUGUCCUAAGGCGACUUAGUCCCCAAACAACAUACAAUGUCUCUGUGAUCCCUAUGUACAGAAAAGGAGAAGGAAAGUUACGAUCGGGACAAGGAACAACAGCCUCACCAUACAAACCUCCCCAAAACUUACAAACCUCUGAACCUGCACGAUCUAGCUUCAGAGUGACAUGGGAACCAUCCCCAGGGGAGGUCACAGGAUAUAAAGUCAUCUACCACCCAAGGGGAAGUGAAGAACAACUGGGUGAAAUGGUGUUGGGACCAUAUGAUACAACCGUGGUACUGGAAGAGCUGAGAGCUGGCACAACCUACAAAGUGGCAGUUUCCGGAAUGUUUGAAGGUGGAGAAAGUUUGCCGCUUUUCGGGGAAGAGCAGACAACCCUUUCUGAUGCGCCAUUUGAGGUGCCUCUGGCACCAUCAGGGCUGCAAUGUACCACCAAGGCAGCUGCUGAUAUCGUGCUGCUUGUGGAUGGAUCAUGGAGUAUUGGGCGACUUAACUUCCGCCAGAUCAGAAGCUUCAUUGCCAAGCUGGUUCAAGUCUUCGAUAUCGGUCCAAGAAGAGUACAGUUUGGUCUGGCCCAGUACAGCGGAGAUCCAAGGACUGAGUGGAACCUGAACCAGUACAAGGACAAGAAAAGUUUACUGGAUGCUGUAGCUGCUUUACCUUACAAAGGCGGCAACACCCUAACAGGCAUGGCUCUCAGCUACAUAUUGCAAAACAAUUUCAAGCCUGAUGCAGGUGCUCGGCCGAAUGCACGCAAGAUUGGUGUCCUCAUCACCGAUGGCAAGUCACAAGAUGAUGUUGGCAUUCCCUCAGAGACUCUGAAAAACAUCGGGGUGGAGCUCUAUGCUGUUGGUAUUAAGAAUGCUGAUGAAGCUGAAUUGAAAAUGAUUGCGACUUAUCCAGAUAGCAGCCAUAUGUACAAUGUGGCUGAUUUUGCCCUGCUUACUGAAAUUGUUGAUGACCUCACCACGAACCUCUGUAACAGUGUGAAGGGACAAGGUGACUUGAAUCCUCCAAUAAACCUGGUUACCUCUGAGCCAACUCAUCGCUCCUUCCGAGUAACAUGGGAGCACUCCGAUUCAAAUUUUGAUAGGUAUAGGGUGGAAUACCACCCCGUGAGUGAAGGGAGAACUGAAGAGGUGCUGGUGAGUGGAAGAACCAAGACCACAGUACUGACAAACCUGCAGCCCAACACAGAGUAUGUUGUUAAUGUGUACGGAUUGCUGGAAGGAGAAGUCAGUGAACCUCUUACAGGAGCAGAGACCACAUUGCCUAUUCCUGGUGUGAGAAACCUAUAUAUCUACGAUGUUACUCCAACCACGAUGAAUGUCCGAUGGGAGCCAGCUAAGGGGGCUUCAGGCUAUAUGCUGCUCUACGCACCAAUUAAUGCCAGCAUACCAACUGUAGAGAAAGAGUUGAAAGUUGGCCCUGAUGACACUGAUCUGAAGCUGGAGAAUUUAUUUCCCAACACUGAGUAUACUCUUGCAAUCCACGCCCUGUACGGUGAUGUUCCCAGUGAUCCCCUGAGUGUGCAAGAUACUACUCGGCCACUGAAUGAUCAAAGGAGCAUCUGGUUUUCCGAUAUCACUCACAGUAAUUUAAGGACCCAUUGGGAUCCUGCACCAGGCAGGGUCCUUAAAUAUUUGGUUAAAUACAAUGAAGUGGGAGAUCAGAACGCCAAGGAGUUGGAAGUUCCAGCCAGUGAUACCUCUGUGCCACUAACACAACUUACAUCUCAAACGGACUAUGACGUUUCAAUUACUGCAGUGUACGACUAUGGCCCCACAGAUCCCUUGAUUGGACGAGUAAACACCUUGGUUGUCCCAGCACCAACAAACCUACAUUUCACAGACAUCCAGGAGAACCACUUCCGGGUCCACUGGGAUCACGGAGCGCAGGAUGUGGCGCUCUACAGACUGACUUGGGUUCCAUCUGGGACAGGCGACAGCAAAGAGAUAAUUAUUAAUGGUGAUGCGAGCACCCAGGUUUUAGACGACCUGAAUCCUGACACCUUAUACGACGUUUCCCUUACUGCCAUCUACCCAGACGAGAUGGAAAGUGAAGAUCUCUCCGCCCCCCAGCGCACAUUGGCAAAGCCGACUCCGACUAUCCCAGCAACUCCAACUCCUCCUCGUAACCUCCAAGUGUACAAUGCCACGUCGCACAGCCUCACUGUGAAGUGGGAUCCUGCCAUUGGUCGAGUUCGCAAUUAUAGGGUUAUCUACGCACCUAUGACUGGAGAUCCCACUGAACAAACGGUCACCGUGGGUGCCAGACAAAACAGUGUGGUGUUGCAGAAGUUGGAUCCAGACACCCCGUAUUCAAUCAAAGUCGUGUCCGUUUCCAGAGCUGGAGAUGGGGGACAGAUUAUCGGCAAUGGCAGAACAAAGCCGCUCGCUGCAGUUCGCAAUCUCAGAGUGUACAACCCGACAACCAGUUCGCUGAAUGUGAUGUGGGAUCCUGCUGAAGGCGUUGUUCGUCGUUACAAGAUUCACUAUGUUCCCACCACUGGGACUGGGAAUGAAGAAGUGGUCACAGUACCAGGAAAUACACACAUCACAGUCCUCAAAAACCUGAAUCCUGAUACACCUUACAAAGUUACAGUGGUUCCUGUCUAUAGUGAAGGCGAAGGUGCUCGUAGAUCCAAUACUGCAAGAACAUUAAUCCGAGGGGCACCUGGAAAUGUUCAAGUUUACAAUCCGUCGCCAAACAGUCUGAAUGUUCGCUGGACUAGUGCACCGGGGCCUGUGCAGCAGUACAGGGUGGUCUAUGCACCUCUGACUGGAAACCGACCCACUCAAUAUACGUUGGUGCCAGGAAAUGCCAACAAUGUGCUCCUGGAACGCCUGCAGCCAGACACAAAGUAUUCCGUCAGUGUGGUGGCGAUGUAUGCAGAUGGGGAAGGUGAUCAGCGCACCGCUGAUGGCCAAACAUUAACUCGUAGUGGACCAAGGAACAUGAGGGUAUACGAUGCGACAACCAACAGCUUGAGUGUGGGCUGGGACCAUGCUGAGGGUCCUGUACAGCAGUACAAGAUUAUAUAUGCUCCGACUGUUGGAGACCCAAUUGAGGAGUUUACGUUUGUUCCUGGAAGACGGAACAAUGUCAUUCUGCAACCCCUCACAGCCGACACUCCCUACAGGAUUAGUGUGGUGGCCAUGUAUGAGGAUGGAGAUGGAGGGCAGCUGACUGGAGAUGGGAAGACAGUGGGUCUGUUGGAACCUCGCAAUCUACGCGUCUCUGACGAGUGGUACACUCGAUUCCGUGUGACCUGGGAUCCCGCUCCAUCGCCUGUACUUGGAUACAAACUUGUCUACCAACCUUCAGGCACCAAUGAGAAAAUGGAGUUGUUCGUGGGGGAUGUGACAUCUUACACGCCGCAGAAUCUGAAGCCUGGCACACCGUACGACGUCAAUGUCUAUGCCAUCUACGAUUCAGGAAGCAGCGGGCCACUGGAAGGUCAAGGCACUACCCUAUACCUAAAUGUGACAGGACUACAGACAUACAAAGUCGGCUGGGACAACUUUUGCAUCCAGUGGAACUCUCACAGGGCAGCAACCUCCUACAGAAUAAAGCUGCAACCAGUUGAUGCUUAUAGCAGUGGGCAUCAGGAAGUUACCAUCAGCGGCGCUGAAACCAACCAUUGCUUCACUGGACUUUCCCCUGAUUCCCUAUAUGAUGCCACCAUAUACACUCAGCUCCCGAACCUUGAGGGACCUGGAAUGCAAUUGCAGCAACGUACAUUGGUUCGCCCAACAGAAGCUCCAACAGAGCCCCCAUCUCCUCCUCCACCACCAACUAUCCCUCCUGCCCGAGAAGUGUGCAUGGGUGCAAAGGCAGACCUGGUGUUUCUGGUUGAUGGUUCUUGGAGUAUCGGGGAUGAAAACUUCCACAAGGUUUUGCAAUUCUGUUUUGACACCAUCGGGGCUCUUGACAACAUCAGUCCAGAAGGAAUGCAGAUUUCUCUGGUUCAGUUCAGUGACGAUGCAAAAGCUGAGUUUAAGUUGAACACUUACAGUGAUAAAGGAACGGUCCUUGCUGCUCUUCAGCUCAUCCGUUACAAAGGCGGAAACACAAAAACAGGUCGAGCUCUUGAGUUUCUGCACAGCCAGGUCCUUAUUUAUCCAAAUGGCAUGAGGAGGACUGUUCCCAAAGUGCUUGUUGUUGUCACUGAUGGACGUUCGCAGGAUGAGGUUAAAAAACCUGCAAUUAAAUUACAAGAAGCUGGUUAUAGUGUGUUUGUCGUGGGGGUGGCUGACAUUGAUCUUAUUGAGCUGAAGAACAUUGGCAGCAAACCCAGCGAAAGGCAUCUCUUCAUUGUGGACGAUUUUGAUGCUUUCGAAAAGAUUCAGGAUGAACUCAUCACCUUCCUUUGUGAAACGGCUACUUCUACUUGCCCGUUGAUUUAUCUCAAUGGAUUUACUACGCCAGGUUACAGGAUGCUGGAGUCAUUCAAUCUGACAGAGAAGGAUGCUGCAUCUGUUGCAGGAGUUUCUACAGGACCAGGGUCUUUCAAUGGCUAUACAUCUUACAGCAUGCAUAAGGAUGCACAUCUCCUUCAACCUACCAUAGAAGUUCACCCUGAUGGCCUGCCAUCAACCUAUACCAUCAUGAUGCUCUUCCGCCUCCUUCCAACAACUACCUCUGAGGCUUUUGCCAUUUGGCAGAUCACGGACCAAGAUUACAAGCCAGAAGUUGGAGUACUUCUAGAUGGCAACAGUAAAACACUGUCAUACUUCAACAAGGAUGAGAGAGGAGAGUCUCAGACCAUCACGUUUGACAAUGAAGAUGUGAAGAAACUCUUUUAUGGAAAUUUCCACAAGGUUCAUAUUAUGGUAAACCAGAAUACUGUUAAACUGAUCAUAGACUGUCAAGAAGUUGAAGAGAAGAUGGCGAAUCCACCCGGUAACAUUACCACCGAUGGAUAUGAAAUUCUCGGAAAAUUGGUUAAAUCCAAAGGACCAAAGGGCAGAUCUGCUCCAUUUGAAAUCCAAAGCUUUGACAUCAUCUGCAGCCUGGGUUGGGUCUUAAGAGACAAAUGCUGCGACCUUCCUUCCAUGAGAGAUGAAGCAAAAUGUCCAGCUCUUCCACAUGCUUGCACAUGUGCUCAGGACAGCAUUGGGGCCCCAGGACCUCCUGGACCUUCUGGUCAAAGUGGUAGCAAAGGACCGAGAGGAGAGAGAGGUCAGCAUGGGCCACCUGGUGCACCAGGUCCACGUGGUGAGCUGGGACCUCCAGGUCCACAAGGCCCCCCUGGCCCUCAGGGUGCUAAUGGACUAUCGCUUCCUGGAGAACCAGGACGUCCUGGACUGAAAGGUGAUGCAGGGGAACCAGGAUUGUCAGGUCGACCAGGAUCAGCUGGUCGGGUAGGCCUACCAGGUACACCAGGAUCAGAGGGUCCAAGGGGCUUUCCAGGUAAUCAAGGACCCAAUGGACCUCCAGGACCACGGGGACCAAUUGGUGCAGCAGGUGUCUCUGGUCCUCCUGGUCAACCUGGGAGUCAAGGACAAAAAGGUGAAAUAGGAUCAGUGGGACAAAUCGGCCCAAAAGGAGAGAAAGGUGACCGGGGUGACUUCGCCCCCCAGAACAUGAUGAGAGCAAUUUCAAGACAAGUCUGUGAGCAGCUGAUGAACAAUCAUAUGAGGAGAGUGAACUCAUUGAUAAACCAGAUCCCCAACGGUUAUUACUCCAACCGGGCUGUGGCCGGACCACCUGGACCACCUGGAUCACCCGGUAGUAAUGGACAAGUAGGAGAAACGGGGCCUCCGGGUCCAUCAGGAUUCCCGGGAACACCUGGUGUUCAAGGCAGACCAGGUGAAAGAGGAAGCCCUGGAGAAAAAGGUGAACGAGGCAGUCCAGGUAUUGGGAAACCAGGACAGCGAGGUUUACCUGGACCCCCUGGCCCACAAGGACAAUCAAUAACUGGUCCAACAGGUCCUCCAGGUCCAAUGGGACCCCUCGGACCACCAGGUCGUCCAGGACGUUAUGGGUCCCGUGGUCCUGCUGGCCCUCCAGGUUACUGUGAUUCCUCAAUGUGUGCAGGCAUUCCUUACAAUGGAUAUCCAGGACGAUACGAGCCGCAACCUUACCGACCAGAAACCCAAGUUGUGCCCAUAGAAAGGGAAGAGGAAGAAGAGAUCGACCAAAUUGAAACUGAAAUUCAGUCGCCUGGAUUUAGCCGAGUCCAAUCAUGAGGAAUAUCCAUCAUUGUUCCAAAAAAAAGGCAGGGGGAGGGCGUGGAGAGGAGUCAUAUCAACUGACUUUCAACCUGUAUUUUGUUGCUACAUUCACGUCUGCAGAAGCCUCUGUGUUUUUGAUCACCUAAUUUGGCCCCAGUUGAGCAAUUAAACAGUAAACCUGCCAUGGUUCAACUUCUCAGUUUUGGCUUUGGCUCUGACUGCAGCCUGAUCCUCAAAGAGGAAAGAAUUCUUCUGGUUCUAGCCACAGCAUAAUCAUGCUCAUUUUUAAAAGGUACCUUCAACUUUGCUGUAUACAUAAUCAGCAGCACUUCCUUUUCCACAUCCCUGAAACAAUCAUAUCGCAUUAGAGAAUUGGAGUAGUAGGACCUCCAAUUGCGAUGCAUAAGAAUAUUGUACAGGGACACACAACGAUCACCACCCCUGCCGCCCCAGGCCUGUGCACAAUACAUUUACAUUUUUGCUAGAAAUACUAAGGAGUAUUAGUUUUCCUUAUCAUGACGUAGCCAUGAUGAUCAUGUUUGUUCUGGCCCUGCCCCUUCCCUGCUUAACAGUGUUUGAAAGCCAGGAUUCCUGCAUAAGUGACUGCUGCAAAAAAAACAUCCUUGUCACAAGCGUAACCCCUGUGUACUCUCGAUCUGUCACUUUCCUCCAUUGUGUAUAUGCUUUUACGUAGUAACUCGCCUAUUCUGUUGGUCUUAACCUGCAUAGAUUGGUUUUAACUGUGCCUCUGUUCACUUUAGUUACAAUGCAAUCAAAAAACACACAAAAAAAAUGUAUUUUUCUUUAUUAAAUGAUUUUUUAAAAAUAGAAACCCACCCCCUCCCCCCAAAAAAAAACAUUUUCCACAUCGAUCCACACCAUGGACAGUCUCCUGCCGCCUUCCAAUCGCGCCCAGUAUCCACCCAUUCACAAUGGUUACUCUGCAACUUUAUCCCAAUUUAACACUUCAAAUGCUAUUUAAAUAGCUAUAAUUAACAAACGACAAGCUUGUCUACUACAUUCCAAUUAUAUAGCGUAUCUGUAUUUUCAGUUAUAACCUUAUUAGGAAUAUGUUACUUUAUCUUACAAGUGUAUCAGCUGGUUAAAUCAAGAAUUAGAUGCAACACACUCUUAAAAAGGAUACUGCUUAAAAUACCUUGUACCUACCAGAUACAAUACUUAACACUGCUUAAACCUUUUUACAUUAAGACUUUAAUACUUUAAAAGUAAAUAUGCUGGUUCUCAGCAGAUCUGUUACAAAGGGUGGUGGAAAUGCAUGUCUGUGAUGUAUAUUUAGUAUGGAACUUUUACCAGAAUAUAGUGUUUUCAGAAACUAGAAUGAAGUUGGAAUCUGUUUGCAAGACUAUGGAUAUAGAAUUGCUGCUUCAUAUCUGUAACUGCAGAUUGUGAAUUUCACAGCCUAAAUUUCCUAUUUAUUUCUGAAAUGAAAGAGGCAUUUUUCAAUAAAACUACUGAAAUUAAA
Messenger RNA from Carcharodon carcharias (great white shark), 10762 nucleotides. RefSeq names its product collagen alpha-1(XII) chain-like. Gene Ontology annotation, molecular function: protein binding. The record is from RefSeq and is a predicted model, not a curated record. NCBI's taxonomy places the organism in Eukaryota, Metazoa, Chordata, Chondrichthyes, Lamniformes, Lamnidae. The transcript has 65 exons. Bases 229 to 9294 code for a protein of 3021 amino acids.